Messenger RNA from Oryza brachyantha (malo sina), 2023 nucleotides. Its product is annotated as AP2-like ethylene-responsive transcription factor At1g79700. The coding region runs from base 256 to 1524 and encodes 422 amino acids. Gene Ontology annotation, molecular function: DNA-binding transcription factor activity; DNA binding. The record is from RefSeq and is a predicted model, not a curated record. NCBI's taxonomy places the organism in Eukaryota, Viridiplantae, Streptophyta, Magnoliopsida, Poales, Poaceae. The transcript is spliced from 7 exons. Gene Ontology annotation, biological process: regulation of DNA-templated transcription.
AGGUGGAGAGCCCUGCCUGACGCACACACAAACAAACAAGAGACCAUGCUGUCAUCUUCUUCAGAGACUUACAGUAAUCGCUGCUGCUUAAUAAGUGAGCAACGCAAAACCCAUCACCAUCUCUGCAACUGCAUUGUUUCUCCUCUAUAAAUUACUAAACCUCGGGCCUCCACUUCCCUGCCUCUCCUCCUCCUCCUCCUCGUCACCUCUUCUCGCCUGCACCGGCGUGCGAGAUCACGACUGCAGUGAGAUCACAUGGGGAAGAGAUCAUCUCCUGAUCCUGCGUCAUCUUCCUCGCCACCGCCGCCGCCUUCGCCGUCGUCUUCCUCCUCCGAGGACGACUCCUCUUCGGCCAUGUCGGUUCCCUGCAAGAGGAGGGGGAGGACACAGAAGAGCGCCACCGGCGCCAAGGCCAAGAGGGUCAAGAAGGAGAGCAAGGAGUCUACUGAUCCUUCUGCCAAUGGCGGCGGCGGCGGCAAGAGGAGCUCCAUCUACAGGGGUGUCACCAGGCAUCGGUGGACAGGCAGAUUUGAGGCCCAUCUGUGGGACAAGAAUUGCUCCACUUCUCUUCAGAACAAGAAGAAAGGGAGGCAAGUCUAUUUGGGGGCUUAUGAUAGUGAGGAAGCAGCUGCCCGUGCAUAUGACCUUGCAGCUCUCAAAUAUUGGGGUCCUGAGACAGUGCUCAAUUUCCCACUGGAGGAAUUUGAGAAGGAGAGGUUGGAGAUGGAGGGGGUGUCCAGGGAGGAGUACUUGGCUUCUCUCCGUCGCCGGAGCAGUGGCUUCUCCAGGGGUGUCUCCAAGUACAGAGGCGUUGCCAGGCAUCACCACAAUGGACGGUGGGAAGCACGGAUAGGGCGGGUCCUGGGAAACAAGUACCUCUACCUGGGUACUUUCGAUACCCAAGAGGAGGCCGCCAAGGCCUAUGAUCUUGCUGCCAUCGAAUACCGAGGUGCCAAUGCGGUAACCAACUUCGACAUUAGCUGCUAUCUGGACCAGCCACAGUUACUGGCACAGCUGCAACAGGAGCCACAGGAGGUGCCAGCAUUACAUGAAGAGCCUCAAGAUGAUGGCCAAAGUGAGAAUGCAGUCCAAGAGCUCAGUUCCAGUGAAGCAAAUACAUCUAGUGACGACAACGAACCACUUGCAGUUGAUGACAGUACCGAAUGCAUGAAUGAACCCCUUCCAGUUUCUGAUGGCAUUGAAGAAAGCCUCUGGAGCCCUUGCUUGGAUUAUGAAUUGGAUACAAUGGCUGGGGCUUACUCCAGCAACUCGAUGAAUUUCAGUGAAUGGUUCAAUGGUGAAGCUUUCGAUGGCAGCAUGGACUACCUAUUUGAAGGAUGCUCCAGUACAAUUGAAGGCAGCAAGGAUAGCUCGGGCCUGGCAGAAUACAAUUUGUUUGAGGAAUGCAAUAUGUUGGAGGACAUUUCAGACUUUUUAGAAAAGGACAUUUCAGAUAGGGAGCAAAUAUCUCCUCAAGCAAACAAUAUCUCCUACCCUCAAAAAAUUAUCAGUGUGUGCAACUGAUUAUCUGUGUGUGUGUUGAUGUGAUAAGAAUAUUGAGAUAUACAGGGAAGUUCUCAGGAUUACAGUGGGUUAUGUUUCUUUGUUCAGUGGCACUGCUGCAAAGAAGCAAAGCUUCUGGUAGGAGUUCCAUUCAGGUGGGAACUGAAAAGAUUCAUAUGCUCCUCCCUGUGGUCCUAGUCUCCUAGAAACCCAAAGACAAUCAACUUGGCAUGAGACGAGUGUCUGUGUUCUUUUUGUUGUAAUACCCCAAAGGUUGACUGAUUAACUAGGGAGAGAAUUUUCUCCCUUACCCUAGAACAGUAGAAUCCUAGAUUGAGCUAGUUAAUUCUGAUUACUUAGAUUUUGAUGCUUGAGUGGUACUGUAGGUGUUCCCACAAGGAAACUGGCAAGUUCACAGUUUUAUAAGAUAUGGAGCAUUUGUUAUACAGAAAUCACAUUAUGUAAAUCUAACCAACUUCCAGAAUAUACAGUCAAUAAUAUACAUCUUUUGGUUGAGGCA